Molecule: messenger RNA, 717 nt
Organism: Fusarium vanettenii 77-13-4
Lineage: Eukaryota; Fungi; Ascomycota; Sordariomycetes; Hypocreales; Nectriaceae
Exons: 1
Coding region: 1-717 (238 amino acids)
Molecular function (GO): acyltransferase activity, transferring groups other than amino-acyl groups
Source: RefSeq, a predicted model, not a curated record
AUGCCGCCAGGUCCUUUGCACGAUGAACUCAUCUUUGAACGCCUCGAUGAUGUACGCCUCCUGCGGCACUACGAGAACAAUGCCAUGGCCUGGGCUGGGCCGCUCUCGACAACAGACUUCCUAGAUGUUCAUUUCAGACUGAGCACUAUUCCAGGAGAAGCCUCCGCCUUUGAGAUCUGGGCACUCCGCAAACCCGACGAUCCUUUGGGUAUCAUUUCGAGCUGCGCAACACAUCUCCGCGACGCAAUCGCGAGCCGCGGCAAGGGCGUGAGGAUGACUGGUGCUGUCGUCAUAUCCGAAAUCUUUACCGAUCCCGAAUACCGCGGCCGCGGCUUCGCCAAGCUGCUCCUCAAGAGAGUACAAGACCACUUUGAUGAGCGGGACGAUUUGGAUAUUGACUUUACCGUCAUCUAUGGUAAUGGUUCCUUGAACUGGUACCGAGAGCUGGGGUGGAAGCCUGUCACAGCGACCCAGCUGACCAUCAAUGUUGAGCGCUUCCGGGCUUGCGCUGGGUCUGAAUGUGAGAAAUUGGAAUUUCUCACAUUCCGGGAAGUCUGCAACAUUGCCAAUUGCGACGUCAACAUCAGCAAGCUGCGUCUCUCCAAGGCUCAAGGCCCCAAAACCCACGUCCAACUUCUACCCAGCGCGUUUUUGGCCCGACGGCACCUAUACCGCUCCGCCUUACUCGCCUACAAACUGCGUCAAAGUCACAUUUAG